AUGACGAAACAUAAAGGACACAAGAUCUUGUUGGAUCAAGACUAUUUCGAUCCUUUGAGCGUUCAAGUCGACGUCGGACUGCCUCCUCCACCGUCUCCCAGUCAUAAAAUCGAGCAGCUCAAAAUCAAAACCAGAUCGUUCUCACACAUAUCAUACUCACAAUUUUCGGCUCAGGCUUCAACACUUACAGGCUCUGAUCAAGUCUCUUCACAAUAUGCAUCGCACUGCUUUUCCAACAGAAACACGAUGACAGAGAGACAAAGGGGUAGCAGCCCCAAAAGGGCAGUUUCCUCGCCCCUUCAUUUACAAAAUAACGGUUCAGACUCUUCACUAGUCACAAGUUUCAUCAAUAGCUACAAAGAUAUGGGUGAUUCUGACUCCCAUCCUGCGAACUCUGACUCGGAGCACUCCUUAUUCUCGAUUCAAACUCACUCUUCCAGAGAAUCCUUACCCAAACCUGAUAUCAUCAAUACCUACUCGAAACCACUACCUUCUAUUCCGAUCGAAACUUUCAACCAAGCUGAUGUGAGAGACUACAAUCUCAGCACUCCGUGCCGCCAAACUUACUCCCAGUCUCCACCAAAACCGAAACCGCAACCCAAAAAACACCACAUGGCUCCUCCUGAUACAACCAUCUUCACCAGAAAGCCAACGUACGUCAGAAAACAGCAUAGAUCACCUUCUGAUCAGGCGGUACGUGAUGCUGGGGUCGAGCCAUUCAUGCUCACAGGGUAUGAGCCAACCAAAACGUUAAAGAUCGUGAAUUAAAUAGCUACUCUGAAAUAUAAGGAUGUGCUAAUUGAUAUGCCCCAAUCGAGCAGCUUUGAAUCGACUUGUCUUUACUGGCUCGAUAGGCUCAUAUUCUUUUUCUCUCUCGCUCUUUUGGAAUCCUCCGUUAUACUGGUGUAUCAUUUUGGUUCGCAGUCUCGUGUAGUCCAUUGCAACAUUCGCUUCCAAAACCUCGUCAGCCAGUUCAAUGUCAGGAUCCUCGUCAGCCUCGUCAAUCUCAUUUUCCACAAUUUUGUCCACUAAGACCGUGUCGUCAUCUUCUUCCUCUUCAGAUUCUCCCUCCCGUUCUUCUGGCAACUCUACCGGUUUGGAUUCCACUAUUUUAUUAUGAGACUCAAAAUCAUCGAGUUUCUCAAUAACUUCGCCAUGGGUCUCUAUGUCAUCGUCGUACAUUCCCAGCGUAUAAGCCCUAGCCAUUGUAUCCAGAUCGUCUUGCAUAGCCCUGUAGUCUAGGGAGGCUGGAACAGCAGAUAUUUUCGAGCUAUCGUUAUCAGACUGCUCCUCAAUGUCUCUUUCAACCACAUCAUGCAUGACUUCCUCUGAGUCUUCGUCCGAAAAGGUCUCAUGACUAACACCCCGCUGUCGGCGCUGAAGCUUGAAACGAGACAGUCUGGUUUUUUCGGUCUUCUUCAGCUCUUCAGAAACAUUUUCCAUUUCCUUCACUUGCACAGAUUCUGCAAAUGUGACGCUCUUCUUCUUCGCUUCUGCUUUGUUAGGUUCAGGAAGAUUCUGCAAAACAUCCUUCUCCUGUUUUUUCUGCCUUAAUUCUGCUAUCUGCUGUAGGAACAUACUUCUUGCGCCGCCUGGAACAACUUUGACAUAGCUCUCAUCAUCAUCGUCAUCAUCGUCAUCUUCUUCUUCCUCUACUUCAUCUUCUUCUCUUUCAAAUGCUCGUGGCAAUUCGCUCUCAUCUUCGUCGAAAUCUUCGUCAUCAAAGUCCUCAGCAAUCAUCUCGAGAGUCAGGAUAUCUUCCGGGUCAAUAGCAGGCUUUCCUGGAGCAUAAUCAGAAGUGGCCUCGGAAGAUUCACGGAAACCUGCUGUUUCCUUUGUUUCCUUUGUUUCCUCUUUUUCACUUUUCACUUUCAAGUCUGUCUUGGGAGCAAUAUCCAUAUCUUCCAAAAGUUCAGCAAGUUGUUCUCGAUCCUCAUCAAUUUUCUUCUGCUCUUCUUGAGAUAGUUCCUCGAUUUUCUGCGCUUGAGUGAGCGUAAUCUUCUUUUGCGGUUCAACUUUAGCAGACUCUGUAGUGGUAGCAUAAUCUGCUUUUUUUUGCUGUGAAGGUGCAUCCUUAUGUGCUGCCGAUCCAUUUUUGGAAUCGUUGAUUUCGGGUUCCGCUGACCGAGCAGAUUCGACACGCUGAUUCCCAUUUGACAUUUCCGCAUAGGGUUUCACAUCACCGGAUAUCACAUGGUCUUCAUCAUCCAGCUCCUCACGAAUCUCCAUUAUAGGCAACUCGUCUGGUGUGGGCUCUUUGUGUUCGUACUCAUCAAUCUUUUUCAAGCUUUCAAACAGUUCCAUCAGCUUUUUCUUCGAAGCCUUCCGCUCCUCUAUUUCCUUGUCCAAUCUGUUGAUUUCCGAGUCCAGGUUCUUUAUCUUUUCCUUAACCCAUUGUUCUUCCUUUGCUGCCUUGUCUUUGAAUACUGUGCAUUUAUCUCCCACUUCUUCGUUCUUUUCCUGCACAAAAUGGCGAGUCAAGUUAGCAAACGUGUGAAGGUGAUUAACCUCAAACUCGUAGAGUUGCUUAACCCCGAUCAAGUUGUACAGAAUAGAAUCUAUAAGAGAUAUCUCGUUUUCC
Molecule: messenger RNA, 2581 nt
Organism: Ogataea polymorpha
Lineage: Eukaryota; Fungi; Ascomycota; Pichiomycetes; Pichiales; Pichiaceae
Exons: 1
Coding region: 1-768 (255 amino acids)
Source: RefSeq, a predicted model, not a curated record